AUGGAAGGUGAGGAUGUUAAAACGGAAGCAUCAAAGAGCACAGUCUUUGAGAUGAUGGCUCGACGUGAUCGUGAGAGGAAGAUGGCAAACGAAAAGAAUCAAAAGGCACGACAGAACAAGACAGAAAAGGAAGGAAUUCAAUACUUUGAAAGCGUUUUUGAUGGAAAAGUAUGUGAAAUAGAGACAACACUUGAUGCUAUGGUUACGUCUAAAGAUUUGGUGCAAUUACAAGAAGAAUUCAAUUCAAUUGUACGAGAUUUGCAGGACCUACAGAAAUAUUUUACUAGCUCAACAUUCUUUUUGAGUGACCAUAAAAUUAAAACAUGUCAAAAUGUAAUUAAUCAGCUAUUAACCAAGUCCGAUGAGACAAAAUCUAGACUUUUGCCUAAAAAGAAGUUUGGAUUCAAGAAUAAAUCGAGUAAGACAAAGCAAGACAGUGACAUUCAGGAUGGUCAAGUGAAGCUAGAAAUUAAGGAGCCGAAAAGGAAGGAAUUUCUAUGGACUGAGUCGCAAAAAACUAAUCAAUUGCUUAAGUACAGCGGUGAUCAAGUCAAUAAUCAAGACUUGACAUUUAAGGAAAUGGAAAAUUGUGUAAUAUUCAUUAAUGGACAUGCUGGAUCACUUCAAAUGUCAAAAAUGAAGAAUUGUCUUGUCCUUUGUGGAGCUGUAUCACGUUCAGUUUUUGCUGAUAACGUUGAGAAUUGUACUUUUGCAUUUGCAUGCCAACAAUUGCGUCUUCAUUCCUCAACAUUCUGCAAUAUUUACAUUUUGGUAACAUCACGGGCAAUUAUCGAAGAUUGUAAGGAUAUUAACAUUGCACCUAAUACUUAUUCAUAUACCGAGUACGAGAGUGAUUUGCAAAAGUCUGGACUUGAUGGAAGCAUUAAUAAUUGGGAGAAUGUUGGAGACUUUAACUGGCUUUCAACUGACAUGCCAUCACCAAAUUGGAACCCAAUUAAGGAUGAUGAGAAGAUUAACGACUGGUCACAAUAUAUUAAUGAUUUUAUUAAUGCACAAAACAUUACUAGUGAUUGA
This is a messenger RNA of Chironomus riparius, 1035 nucleotides long. NCBI's taxonomy places the organism in Eukaryota, Metazoa, Arthropoda, Insecta, Diptera, Chironomidae. The record is from the annotation of a GenBank genome assembly.